CGGAAAGCGACCCGAGAGACCAUUAGAGAAAGAAACCCAUAAGCCCGUCCAACACGUCAGCCUGCGUCGAAAGCUCGGCCAAAAUCAAAGCCCAAAAUCCAGGACGAGGAAGCCGGUUUGUCCGUCCGUCGUGCAUAAAUCCAGCGGCGUGUUCCAAAACCUCUCACCGCGGGACAGAGAACGGAAGCAAAAAGUGACCGAGGCCGAUCAUUUGGUGAUGACUCGAUCCAAAUACAUCCUCGCGUUGCUCACCUUCGUCACCAUCGGGAUGAUCAUAGGUCCAAUCCAGACCCGUACUGACUCGUAUCGCUGGCCGGCCGGCAUGAAUCCUGGUUCGUUAUUUCAAUUAGCUUUUAUCCGACGAUUAGAAGAGUCAUCUGGUACUUCACAUUGGGAGAAUGACAAAGAUGCCACUGUGCUUCGUCUCGGAUUUGUCAAACCUGAAGUCCUCAGUUGGUCGCCUCGAAUAAUUCUUUUCCAUAAUUUCUUAAGCACAGAGGAAUGCGAUUAUCUUAGAGCAAUUGCCAGACCUCGUCUUCAGUUUUCCACCGUCGUAGAUACCAAAACAGGGAAGGGUAUCAAAAGUGAUGUCCGUACAAGUUCUGGUAUGUUUUUGAGUUCCGAAGAGAGAAAUUUUCCGAUUAUACAGGCUAUUGAAAAGCGGAUUGCUGUCUUUUCCCAAGUACCUGCUGAGAAUGGAGAGCUCAUUCAAGUACUGAGGUAUGAAACAAAUCAAUAUUACAAGCCACAUCAUGAUUACUUUGCUGACACUUUCAACUUGAAGCGUGGAGGCCAACGUAUAGCAACAAUGCUCAUGUAUUUAAGCGACAAUGUUGAAGGGGGUGAAACAUAUUUUCCUUUGGCAGGAAAUGGUGAAUGCAAUUGUGGAGGAAAGAUGAUGAAGGGGUUGUGUGUCAAACCUGUUAAAGGAGAUGCGGUUCUCUUUUGGAGCAUGGGUCUAAAUGGAGAGUCCGAUCCAAAUAGUAUUCAUGGAGGAUGUGCAGUUUUGAAAGGAGAGAAGUGGUCAGCUACAAAAUGGAUGAGGCAAAGAACUAGCUAUUGAUAAUUUUCUCCCAUACAACUUCCAAUUUUCUUGCACAUAAUAGACUAGAUAUAAAAACUGGUCAAUAUUAUGGUGACACGUAUACCUCUCUUUUGUUGUAAGACCAUACUAAAUAUAGCAAGAACCUUUUGCAGUACAGAGAAUUUGCAUUCAGAAAGAUCUUUGGUUACAUGAAGUGGUUUAAAGAGCUUGUGGUAGUUAGCUUGGAUAUCUCACCAAGGUAACUGGAUAUUGAAAGUAUGCAGAAAAAGGAUGCAUGUAUCACCAAUGUUGGAUUGGAAAUUUUCAAUUCUACUGCCCUUGUAUCACGUGAGUAAACCAGUAACUUUAAAGGAAAUUUCCUCUCAAUUUGGAUAAGGAUAGAUGCUUGUG
Molecule: messenger RNA, 1435 nt
Organism: Elaeis guineensis (African oil palm)
Lineage: Eukaryota; Viridiplantae; Streptophyta; Magnoliopsida; Arecales; Arecaceae
Source: RefSeq, a predicted model, not a curated record